CAGUGGGAUUCAGCCAGUGAUUAUAAACAUGUUGUGGAAGUUAGUACUGAGAUCCCAGCCCUACAGGCUAUGUUCUGUCAGAAAGAUGCUAUCACCUCCAAAAUACAGACCUUUAUUAUCCUACCUUCUGUAUACAACUGAUAGACAGCAAAACAAAGAAAAUAAAAGAACAGUGGAAAAACUCUACAAAUUUUCGGUUGACAUUAGGAAAAUCCGCAAAUUGAAAGGAUGGGUGCUUUGGGAAGAUGAAACCUAUGUUGAAGAAAUUGCAGAUAUUUUACAACAACUGGGUGCUGAUGCAACUGCUGUGGCCAAUAUUUUGGAACGCUGCCCAGAAGCAAUCACCUGUAGCCCAACUGCUGUCCACACCCAGAAAGAACUCUGGCAGUUAGUCUGUAAAAACAAGGAAGAAUUAAUCAAGUUAAUAGAACAGUUUCCAGAAUCUUUUUUUACUGUUAAAGACCAAGAAAGACAAAGGCUAAACAUUGAGUUCUUUCAGAAGUUAGGACUCAAAAAUGUGGUCAUUAGCAGAUUUCUAACAACUGCACCUAAUAUUUUUCAUAAUCCUGUUGAGAAGAAUGAAGAGAUUAUAAAGAUUCUCCAAGAAAGUUACCUAAAUUUAGGUGGCUCUGAGGCUAACAUGAAAGUUUGGCUACUAAAAUUAUUAAGCCAAAACCCUUUUAUUUUGUUAAAUUCAUUGCCAGCUAUAAAGGAAACACUUGACUUUCUCCGGGAGCAAGGUUUCACUAACUUUGAAAUUCUCCAACUUCUAUCCAAACUCAAAGGAUUUCUUUUUCAACUUUGUCCAAGGAGUAUAGAGAGCAGUAUUUCCUUCUCUAAAAAGGCUUUUAAAUGUACAGAUCAUGACUUGAAGGAAUUAAUUUUGAAAUGUCCUGCUCUUUUAUAUUAUUCUGUUGAAGUUUUGGAAGAGAGAAUUCAGGGAUUAUUGAAAGAAGGUGUUUCUAUAGCUCAGCUACAAGAGAUGCCCAUGGUUCUUGAAUUAACACCACAGAUAGUACAAUACAGGAUAAAAAAAUUGAAUUCCUUAGGUUACAGUAUAAAGGAUGGACAUCUAGCAAGCUUAAGUGGAACAAAAAAAGAGUUUGAAACUAACUUUGGUAAAAUUCAGGCAAAAAAGGGAAGACCAUUAUUUAACCCGGUAGCACCAUUACAUGUUGAAGAGUGACUUACUGGCUGAACUUGCUAAUAUCUGGCAGUGCAGAAUAAAACCGAGAAGUAAAGACCAGUGAUUUUUGUCAUUUAUACGAGUCACCUAAGAUUCACCUAGGAGCCAGUCACCUAGGAACAUCCUUAGCUUUUGAGUAAUGUUAAAUUUAUCUAUAAAGAGAAAA
Messenger RNA from Suncus etruscus (white-toothed pygmy shrew), 1352 nucleotides. RefSeq names its product mitochondrial transcription termination factor 2 (gene MTERF2). Lineage: Eukaryota; Metazoa; Chordata; Mammalia; Eulipotyphla; Soricidae. Gene Ontology annotation, biological process: termination of mitochondrial transcription; regulation of DNA-templated transcription. The coding region runs from base 29 to 1186 and encodes 385 amino acids. The transcript has a single exon. Gene Ontology annotation, molecular function: double-stranded DNA binding. The record is from RefSeq and is a predicted model, not a curated record. Gene Ontology annotation, cellular component: mitochondrial matrix.